UUCGCGCUAUACAUACAUACAGGCACGCAGCUCUCCUUCCCGCCUCCUCUUCCUCCGGCGACCCCCGCCCCCCUCCACCGCCCACCUCCCCGCCCUCCUCCGCCGCCCACUCAUCCCUUCGCCUCCCUGCCUUCUCCCCUCGAUCGCACCUCCACCCCGCUCCGCCCCUGCCCCGUCUUCUCGCCCGCAAACCCUAACCCUAGCUCCGCGCGCCAGAGCUCUUGCGGGGAGAUACUGCUUGUGGUCGAACACGCUCUGAAGAACCCUGAGGAAUGAGCCUCUGCAUCCAGUGAUGUCCGGAUGAUGCCUGCUUUGGCUGUCAUAUGGUGAAUAUCAAAACGUGCUCUAUGGGUGGAAUUUUCAAUUAUGGUGUUAGUGUUGGUAACAAGUCUUCACCACGCAGUCUGGCCAUUGAGAAAGCUCAGGAGGAGCUCAGGCAGGAGCACGAUGUUCGUGAAGAACGGAAGAGAGAGCUGGAUUUUCUAGAGAAAGGAGGGAACCCAUUGGAUUUCAAAUUUGUCCAUGUAGCAUCAGUUAGUGUACAAUCGACUUCUCUCACAGAGCAAAUAGUUGAACAGAAUGUGAUAAGUGAUGCUAAAGGUAGUUUUGCUUUUGCUGCUUCGCCUCGUGGAGAUUCUGUUGAGAGUAACGGCAGACCAGGAAGUUCACCAUGCCGUGAAACCAACACAGCAGACAAUCUUAUGCUCUUUCGUGGAGAUAAAAAUGACGUUGUAGAGGAGAAGAUUGUAAAAAGAGGAACAAAGAGAACUAAUGCUGCUCAAUCCAAGCAGCCCUUGCCCACUGAUGGUCACAACAAUGCAAAACAAGCUGAGGAUUCUGUUCUAUCACGCCUUGGAGUGAAGAGCCAGGCAUAUGUUCGACGCAACAGGUCAAAACCAUGUAGGGAGAUUACUUCAGUCAAAUCACCUACGGUUCCUGCUAAAAGUUCUGAACCAAAAGAUGCAAAAGGUGAAAUGCAGGAAAAACAGGCAGAUGGGCAUGGUGCACGUUCUGUUUCUGGUUUAAAACAAGCAGGACAGAAGCGUGAAAAUGCAACUAAGAGUACAGCUUCUGAUGAACAUGUUGCAAUGGAGUUGGAUGGGAUUCAAACCAAUCGUGGAAGCAACUGCUUAGUGAAGAAUGAAGCAUCACAAAGUGAUGGUAGCAGUAAAGCUAUUGAAGUGUUGCCCAAUGCGUAUGGCAAUCAACAGCUUGGUGGAUGUGGUGAGGUAGUUGCAGCAGGUGAACCUGUAGAGAUCCCUGAUUCUACUUCAAACAUUAUAUUGAGGUCAUCUUAUUCUAGUGCAAAAUCUACACAUCAUGCAAGUGAAACACAUGCUUAUGAUCAGAAGGUUGAGGAUGGUCAAUUGGAUAAAGGUUUUACCUCUAUCCAUGUAGAUGAACUAGAUAACAGUGGCAUCAGUCCAGUGUGUGCUGUAGAAUCUGGAACAGUGUGCACAAAUUUGGUGGAUCCACAUUGUGAAGAAUCCAUAGAUAUGACUCAUAAUCAUGCAGAUGGAAAAAGUAAUCAAGUUGAUAUGAAAAAUGUUGACGAGCCUCAAGAUCUGGACACUAGUAGACUUUCUAACAAGGGUAUCAAGGAAAGUGUUCAGUUGGAAGGUUUCAUCGGUUCUACUUCUGUUAAGGAAAAUUCCAAUCAUGUACAACCUGAAGUAAGCACCACUGUUCCUGUUAAAGAUGAAUCAGAAGCUUUUGACAGUGCAAUAGUUGCACAGAAGGAUAUUGUCUGUUCGUCUCCUGUCCACAGUAUGAAUAAAGAGGAAAGUCCAGGUUCAGAGGGAAGAAACAGUUGUCUUGGGAAUUCUAACUCUAUCCAUCCAAUUGUUGUAGGCCCUGUCUUGCCUAAAAAUUCUCUACCUGAAAAAUACAGCUCUGAUAUGGAGACUGAAAUUAAAACAUCUGGAGAGAAUCUGGACCAAAUGGCACAAAAGGAACAUGAAGAUUCUAUCCUUAAAAAGGCUCAUCUUAUAGAGGUGAAUCUUAAGAGGGCUGGUGAACGAUCUCUCUAUAAUAUGUCUCUAGAGAAGAGGACAAGGGGUCACUGGGAUUUUGUCCUUGAGGAGAUGGCUUGGAUGGCAAAUGAUUUCAUGCAGGAGCGCUUGUGGAAAAAUAUGGCUGCAGCUCGGGUAUGCCAUUGGGUUGUGUCUAAAGGAAGGGCAAAAUUUGAGGAAGCAAUCAUUCAGAGAAAGCAGAAAGCUGUUACAAGAAGCCUUGUAAAAGGUAUCAUGAGUUUUUGGCGUUCAGCAGAGGCUUUGCGAACUAUUGGUAGGACAGCUGUUAUUCAAGAACACAACUCAGAUAUGCUGGAUACGACAAAUCAUACUGGUUUGAAAGCUGAAAAAUCUGAGGGUAACAAAUCCUCGGAAGCAGAAGAGCCUAACUAUCCUCGCCAAUCUCGAAUUCAGGAUUAUGCAGUUAAAUUUCUUGAAUAUAACAGUCAGACAUCUGGUUCUCUUGUGUUGGCUGAAGCACCACCAACUCCUGACAGGCUAAAUGACUUUGGUACCUUGAAAGUGUCUGAUCUUUCAGAAGGAAGUCUCUUUUAUACAGUAGCACCUAGUGCAAUGAAGGUAUACAGGGAGUCUGUGGAAUCUCUUUCUGUGCAUCAUAAGAAGACUGGUUACAUUGGUCUCAAGGAUGACUAUGAGGCAUCUGGGUGUGACUUUGCUGCAGAUUUGCCUCAGGAGAAUGCUUAUGAGGAUGAAGGGGAGACAUGCACUUAUUUACCGGAAGCAUAUGAUGGUGGUUUGUUAUCACAGAUGGGCCAUAGGAAACAACUAGGGCAGCAGAGGAUUAACGGUGCAAGAUCAUAUGGAAUAAGUACUCAUGUGCCUUUUGAACCAUAUUUGGAAAGCAAAUUAUCGAAUGGAAAAAGGCCUUCAUCUUUCCUUGCAGUUCCUACGAAACGCAUCCGUACAGCUGCUAGACAACGAAUCGUAAGCCCAUACCCUGCUGGCAUUGGUGGAACCACCCAAGUCACAAGUAAAACUGAUGUUUCAAGUGGGGACACAAGCUCCUACCAAGAUGAUCAAAGUUCGUUGCAUGGGGGGUCCUUGCCAUGGAAAAAUACAGACUUCGAAUCAACAGUUGAUUUUGACAGACAAUUGCCAUAUGAUGGUAGGGAAGUGGUCACUAAAGCUAACAAGAAGAAAAAGCUUAAGAACCCAGGAUAUAAGACUUCUCAAAAUGCAGCCAAUUCCUGUGCCUUGGCUUCUGCAAAGGGCCGUAUAUGUGAUCAACGAUCCCAAGCUGAUUUCUUUACUCAGUAUGACCAGAAGGACUUUCUGAAGAAGAAAUCAGACUCUGAACAAUUUGAUUCAAAAUGGAACAUUGCUUCCCAUGGUGGUCAACAUGCUUUGAAGAAGCUUAAAUUGAUGAGGCAAGGGAUAGAUAUUUCACAGGAAGCUUCUCCUGUUGCAUCACAGAUGAGUAACAUGGCAAAUUCUGCUAAAAUUAUAAAGAUAAUCACCAAUAGGGAUCGUGGGAGAAAAGGCAAAGCACUGAAGAUGGCUUCCAGCGGUGGAUGGUCAAACUUCGAGGAUCAGGCUCUUGUUGUCCUUGUCCACGACUUGGGUCAAAACUGGGAAUUAGUAAGCGACGCAAUUAAUAGCAUUGAGCAAUUCAAGUCUGUAUAUAGGCAACCUAAAGGGUGCAAGGAGCGUUAUAAGGUUCUCGUGGAUAAAAAUUCUGGUGAUGGUGCCGAUAGUGCAGAGGACUCUGGUUCAUCUCAACACUAUCAUUUUACGUUGCCAGGCAUUCCAAAGGGAAGUGCUAGGCAGUUAUUCCAACGACUUCAAGGACCAAUAGAGGAAGAAAAUCUCAAGGCACAUUUUGAAAAAAUGAUUCUACUCAUGCGGCAACUGCACGCCAGACGUAGAAAGGGUAAUAGCCAGGAACUCAAGUCGAUCAUACAGCCACAUAGUUCUCAUGUUGCCGCUCUAACACAAGCAUGCCCAAAUAACUUAUCCGGAGGCGCUUUGACGCCACUUGAUCUUUGCGACGCUGUAAGUUCAAACCUAGAUGCAAGUACGCCUGGUAGUGGUUACCAGAGUUCUUAUACAAUUGGGUUAACACCACCAAACCAUCAUGGUUCCAAUGGCCCUACAACUCCCAAUUCAACUCUGAAUUCCAGGUUAUCAGGGUCACCUGGUACGGUUCUGAGCAACAAUUUUUUGCCGCCUUCAACAUUUAGUGCCUCUUCAAGGGAUGCUCAGAAAUAUGGUGUUCCUAGAUGUACCUCUUUACAAAGUGAUGAGCAACAGAAGAUUCACUAUAACCAGAUUCUUAGUGGUAGAAAUCUUCAGCAGACUGGAGGUUCUGUUCCAGGAGCAUUUCCUCCUGGGGUUGAUCGUGGUGCACGUGUGAUGCCUGGUACCCAUGGUAUGGGCAUGGUGUCAGGACUAAAUCGAGGUAUGCCUGCUGCAACUGUAGGCUUUCCUAGGCAUAGUUCCCCUGGAAAGCCAAAUGUGGUUUCACCUGGAAAUGUAUUAGCCAACAGUGGGCAAGGAGCGCCAAACGCAGUAAAUGUCCAUCCUGGAGCCAUGUCUGCCCCUGGAAAUCCAACCUUACGGCCACAUAAUCCUAUGCAGGCGCUUCAUGUUUCACAGGGAAAUACUCAAGCCAUCAGCAGCAUGAAUCAUUCACUCUCCAAUGCGGCAUCUUCUUCACCUGUUCAGUCUUUUCCUAUUCAGCAACAUCAACAGAAACAUCAAAUUUCACCGCCAUCACACAUGUUUGGAAAUCCGCAGCAUCCUCAGAUCCAAGGGAUGAGCCAUUCGAAUCCACAGCAGCAAACAUAUGCUAUGCGCUUGGCUAAAGAAAGGAACAUCCAACAACGUAUGGUGCCUCAGCAACAGAAUGAUCUUCCUGGAGCAAGUGCAGUACCCAGUGUACAGAAUGGUUCGCAUGGUCAGCAGCAGAAGCAAUCACCUGCAGCCUUGUCAGCCCCAUCUUCACAACCACAGCAUCAGCGGCAGCAAGCUGCACAAAAUCCACCAGAUAGCUGUGCACAUCCCAAUCAACCAACCAAUGCUACACAACAUAAGCCAAAGAAGAGUCAACAGCAGCCUAGACAGAAUCAGCAACAAAGGAAUCAAGGUAGUCAACAGGCUAAGCUUAUGAAGAGCUUAGGACGAGGGAACAUGCUGAUACCUCAGACUACAGUUGACACCACUCCAACCAAUGCUGUUUCUGCGUCUUCCAAAAAGCAAAUUACUGAGAACAAACUGAUUCAACAUGGCCAAGGAACUUUACCCGGAAAUAAAGCAUCAAAUCCGUCAAUCCCUCAUCCUGGAAAUCAACAUAAACUAUACAGUUCUCCAUUGCCUCAAUCACCAAAACAGUUGCCAGAUAUUGGUAACCAAGGCGUAUUGCAGGGUUCUCCUAGUCAGGCCCUCUUAACUUCACAACAGCUUCCACUCCAUCCUAAAUCUUCACUGACCACACAACAGCAACAACAGCAUGUCCAUUCAUCGCAGAAUAGCAUCCAAAGAAUGAUGAUGCACCAAAACCUCCAAAGUAAUUCUGAUUGUAGGCCAGACUCACAGGUCGUUCAAGUCCAAAACAAUCAGAUAGUUCCAACACCACCUAUUCCUCAGAGUACAGAGAAAGGCAGCGCUGGACUUUCAUCCAUAAGCCAGCAGAAGCACGAGGUGUCGAAUGAUUCAAAUGCAGUUAAUUCAACAUCUAUGAUGCUUAGCUCUCCUCAAGAUACAUUUGCUGGGGGUGAGAGACUAUUGCCAUCAUCUAGCCAUGAUGUGCUGGAAAGGCAGAUGCCAGGUGGUUUGCCUAUGUAUGGUGGCCAGUGGCACCAGGAGCAAUCUAAGCAGCAACUGCAGUCCCCAAACCAGCAGAGACCAGUUGUUCAAGGCAGUGUAUAUGCUCCAUUAAAUCCUGGGCCUGGCUGAUGAUAAAUUAAUCUGGGUUGGUCACUUUUACAGAGCAACCCUUUUUUGAAAUCUAAAGUUAUUGUACAGGACAUCAAGUUGCUCGUAUUCAUCAUUUCUUGAAGUAGAGGUGUCAGUGACUCCGUAACAUGGAAGCUGCGGAUGAUAGUGAUGUUAAUUCAACUUGGAGCUAAUCGUAAUCACCUUAGUGUCAGGUAGAUAGUUGUUUCCGUGCCAUUUUAAGUCCACCUUUAGAAGGUGAAAUAUGUUUUAUGCAGUCUAGAUAACUGGAUGGAGGUGGCUGUUGCAGCGGCAAACUUCGUUUCUUUUUGGUGGAUUCUGACCCAAAUCCUGGGCCCGGCUGUAUAUUUUCGAUGCGAGGUCCAUGCUUUCUAGAAUCAGGAGGAUAAAGUGUAACCCUGUAAUUGCUUCAACUACAACUUGGUGAAUGCAAAAGUGCUUAUUUGCAUUUUGUAAUGCGCAGUUUGUUUGUCAUUUGAAACACCUCGCUAGUGCUGUUUUGCAGCAUCAGUGUGGAAGGAGGCAGAGGCAAAGGUGGAUUGCUUCA
Oryza sativa Japonica Group (Japanese rice) is the source of this 6474-nucleotide messenger RNA. Its product is annotated as chromatin modification-related protein EAF1 B. The record is from RefSeq and is a predicted model, not a curated record. Gene Ontology annotation, cellular component: NuA4 histone acetyltransferase complex. NCBI's taxonomy places the organism in Eukaryota, Viridiplantae, Streptophyta, Magnoliopsida, Poales, Poaceae.